Messenger RNA from Ornithodoros turicata, 4785 nucleotides. Its product is annotated as eukaryotic translation initiation factor 4E transporter-like. Gene Ontology annotation, biological process: negative regulation of translation. Gene Ontology annotation, cellular component: nucleus; cytoplasm. The transcript is spliced from 19 exons. The record is from RefSeq and is a predicted model, not a curated record. Gene Ontology annotation, molecular function: mRNA binding. NCBI's taxonomy places the organism in Eukaryota, Metazoa, Arthropoda, Arachnida, Ixodida, Argasidae. Bases 217 to 3552 code for a protein of 1111 amino acids.
CAGCAGCAUCCGGGACCCUGUCUGCCUCGGCACGGCAUUUCUAUUUUUGCAUCACUUGCAGAUUGUGUGUGCUUUCCUUUGUUGUGUAUGUUAGUAAUGGUUCGUGUGUAGUCGCUGACGUACAUUUGCGAGACAACUAAAAAAAGAAAAAAGAAAUACGUGGAGGCAUAGCCGUUGAGGACUCGAGCCCUUGGUUGUUGGCGUACUACGAGGAAAAUGGCCAUGGCACAACAUGACGGUUGUAAAGAGACAUUUAAUAACGGUGACACUGCGACAGAAGGGCCCCAGGAGGAGACCGUCGAAGAAGUGGCUGAAGAGGUGAAGGUGAGGGCUGCGGAAGAAGAGGUAGAGAAGGAGCAUGAACCCCACAGAAGGCAUCAGUAUUCCAAAGCCGAACUCCUGCGUCUACGCCAUGCACACCACCAAAGGCCUUCCUGUUUGGAUCCCCUCUACAACAACCUCUCUGGGAUGUGGGAUCCGGAGCGCUGGUUUCUCGGCAAGCGGCGAGGAACCAGUCCUUCAGGCACGGAAGUCACGGACACCACCCGUGGUAAGCGAGAGCGCCUGGACUCUGAAGGAGACGUGCCACAAAGUGGGCCCGGGCAAGGUUCCAAACGACGGAGCGGAGACCCACGGGAGCGGGUGUCGAGAGAGGACGAGAUAGUUCUGAGCCCCCAGAGGAGAAGCUUCGGUACGGGGUGUCAUGUAAGCCAACCCUCACCGCUUGCCAGCAACAGGCACACCACUCUCGAUGGAGGUUCCAAGGAUGGUGAGGGUGGCGGUGGCCUGCUUCUGCAUGGUAGUGGAGCACAUGGAGUGGAGCGUGGACGUCGCAUCGGUAGUGGACGUAUCUUACGAGACCAGGGACCUCAGCCGCCGUGGGGGGACAGGGACUACGGAUAUGGGACAGCACGACGAUUUGACGACGGUAGUUCAUCCUACAGAAGCGAUCGUCGUAGAGGGGCAGGGCGAGAAGACAGUCGUUCAUUCCAUGACCUAGAAGAGGCUCCAGAAUGGUUUGUUGGAGGACCCAGCAGCCAGCACGAGACUAUUGAGCUAGUUGGUUUCGAUGAGGACUCCCAGCCUGACGGUGGGCCCAAGCAGAGGGGAGGCAGACGUGCGCGUCGUGCACGAGAAGUUACUCGGCAACGUGUGCACACCCCUGCUGAAACGGAUGCCUCCACUGAUGCUCGAGCAGAAGAAAAAGCAGAGAUAUCAGCAGCUUCGCAAGAAAAAGAAAAAGUAUCGGAAGAGGUUGCUUCUCUGCAACCUUCAGAAAAUCACUUUGAUGCUGCUGCCCCCAAGACAGAAGAACGAAAAACGGAAGUUGUUGUUGCUGUCGCCCCAGAAGAAACUGCUGUACUAGAGUCUGACCCGACACCACCUCCCGUUGUGCAAGAGGGUUUCGAUUUCAACGACCUUUUCAAGCCCGACUUUUGUCCCCGGAUAUUUACGGGCACUGGUGGUGCGGAGGCAGAGGAGCCUGGUAGCAGAUUCAGUCAGUGGUUCCGCCGAGAGAGUCCCCCUCCUCCUUCUGCUCCAGAGGAUCAUGAACACCCUGACAUUGGAUCCACCAACAACCGCUUGCGUUCACCUCCAAGUACGGAGGCCUACUUCACCCCAAUCAGUCCUGCACUUCCUCAAGACCGUACGUCAUCACCGCGGGAAAAGAGCAUUCUCGACAUCCUUCUCGACGCCAACAUUCGGGUGGAGCCACACCUCAUCAACGGAGAUGCUGCAAAGCAUCAUCUCUGGGGCAAGGCGAAGAAUGUGUCUGAGUUGGAAGCAGAUCUAAAGGAGACUGUAUUUGGGAGUCAGGCAAUGGGUAGAGUACGAGCAGAGGAUGAAGACAGGCUGCCACUCGAGGGACUGCUGGGGAAAUUACAAAGUAGUCACGGUUCCCAGCAGCACAUGAUUAAGACACAAGGUGGUCUUCAACAAGGGGUGCAAAACCAUGGCUUUCAGCAUCCAGGAAUUCAGUUUCAAGGAAACCAGAGCCAAGCUUCUCAGCAGUUAUUUCAAAAUCAGGGACAAGCGAGCCACGGACAUGAGUUUCAGGCAUCUCAGCCUCCAGUUCUGGCGCACCUCCUUCAGCCCUCAAAUGUGCCAAAACCCUCUGCUUCAGCAUCUGAUGUCUUGGCCAGGUUCCUGGGAGCAGCAGACAGUCCUACCUCUCCCCUCCCCCGUGGACGACCCUCGCACUACCCCAUGUCUGGAGGGGCAGGGGUACUGCUCAAGCAGCCCAUGCCUUUGCUAACAACCCAAAGGCCAUCUCCUACUCAGCAGUUGGAAAGUCUUCUGACAGGGGAUCCAACCCUGCGGGGCCCUUCCCUCGGGGGUCCUCUCUGUCAGUCGCCACUCCCAGAUCCGCACCGUGUGCCAUCACCUCUAGCUGCAUUUGGACCUCACACGUCCCCCAUUCCCCAGGGAGGUUCUUCAAAUACAUUGCAGGUGCAUAGCCCAGCCCACGGUGUCCGCGUGCCGUCUCCGCAAGAACUGGCUGUGCACACACAGUCCAUCCUGCAGACUGCAUUACUCAAGAAGAUUCUUGAAGAGCAGAAGCAAAAGGAAAACCUUCGCAAGCAGCAGGAGGCACGCAGGAUGCAGUCACCUUCAAAGGGUACUAGUCCAACUAUGGCAGCCUUCACCCCGACCUCUGUCAUGCGGAAGAUGCACCUAGAUCGCAGUGAGCAGCCUAAAACUCUGCCUCCAACUUCGACUCAGGCUUCUAGUGUUGAGAAGGAGGACCUGAAUCCUAUCGUUAGCGCAUUAAAUGGGACGAGCAUUGGAACAACUGGGGGUCACGAGAACGGAACUGCACCGAGGCAGUAUCGCAGCACCAUCGGGCGUCCGAUCAUGAAGUCCACAGGAGUAAAGCCAGACCCGAAGCCUUUUCAGCACAAUGCUGGGAUGUUGAGGCCAUCAGAAGUUGACGUAGUGGCCAAGCUGCUGGAUCAGCAGCGACUUCUCGGCAACGCUGCUCCCUCGGCAGCUGCACCAGGCGUGCCAGGCCUUCCACCCCUCCUGCGCUCGAACCUGCCUCCGCCUAGACCCGUAGCUCCCCCCAUUAAGCGCCCACCUCCUCCACUGGAGCUACUUCAACAGGCGCUCGCGCAUGGAUUGCACCCGCUGGCUUUUCAGCAGCUGCUGGUGGCUCAGCAGCAGCAGCAGUUAGCAGCUGCCCAGCAGAUGGCACACCAGCACAUGGCUCAGCAGCAUGUGACUCAAUCUCAUGUGGCUCCGCAGCAUAUACCGCAACCUCACGCUGGCCCACAGCACUUGAACCAGCAACACGUGGGCCAUCCCAACAUGGCUCAGGGAUUUGGGACUGCCUCGCACCUGCACCCACUGCCACAGCACGCAGCUGCUGGUAUACACCGUGGCCAGACUGUGGGACGUGGUUCGGCAUCACCCGUGAACCUUGCCAAGUGGUUUGGCAACGAUGUCCUCGGACAGCAGCAGAACCCCCUCCCGCCUGUGCCCCACCAGAAGGCCCUGCUGCUCGAAGAGGUAGAACGUCAGCAGCAGCAGCCGACAGCUGUGAAAAACUGACUGCUGGACAGCACGAAAAGUAUCGUACAGCAGCAGCUGCACUGGCUAGGAAGGCUGUAAUAGAUUUAUUAAUGUGUGCUAUGUACAUACAUUGUGCAAAAGUAUGUGUGUGUGCUUUUUAUUCUCAGUUGGAUUUUAUAUACGCGCGGUCUCUUUUCAUUUUAUGUCCUUGGGAUGCCAGCACGGAGUCAAGUGCACCAGUUUCCUUCAUGUUCCUUUUCUUUUCUUUUUUUUUUUUUCUUCCGCAGACAAUCGUUAAUUUGGCUGGCAACCUGGCUAGCCUUGCGGUUUGGUGUCUUUUGUGUUUGAUUGCUCCCGUAGACCUCGGAGUGGGUUUUGUGUGCUUUUGUUUACCCACCCGGUGCCCAUGGCCAUGCAGCCGAGUGGAUGAGCGGGGGAAAAAAAAUGUCUGUGAUAGUCUCCACGGGAGGUCUUGAGUGUUAGGAUGAGCUUUUUUUUUUUUUUUUUUUUCUGUAUUGUUGUUGUUGUUGCAACGUGUGCAGUCUGUUCUUGUCGGUGCUAGAGUCUCAAUGUGCCCAUUUUUUGCGGAAGCCUUUCAUUUUGUCUCAGUCAAACCAGCUGUACAUACGAGAUGUAUAUUAUGUGUAUGUGUAUAUAUCCGGCAGUGUUGUUCUAAAACGAUGCGGUCUUUCUGGUGGCUUCGUUGUGUGGACAGUUGUACAUAGGAGUGUGUGCGCGAAUGUGUGCCGGUGGAGCAGUUCACUGGAUGAGAGAGAAGUUGAAAUGUAAACACUUAUUGCUACACACGCAUACAUACAUACAUAUAUAGAUAUAUAAACAUAUAAAUAUAUAUAAAAGGACGGCCAUGACGCACCCCAUGGUGGCUCGAACGAGCAGUCUCUGCUGCAGUAUGUUCACUACUAAGUUAUUAAACCUGUUUAUGGAGAGGUGUUUGUUCCCGCACAGGGAAACAAUGACAGAAUAAAAAUGCUGAUGGUACUACUUUCAGAUCUGUUUAAUCAGCCGGACGAAGGUAGACGACUCUUCCCAUUUGCUCGGAAAUUUACUGCACCUCCUGCGCGUGGUGACUAAAAUGUGUUCAAAUCUGAUCUGGCCGUGUGCUUGCAUUGCUGUGAAGCCGUACUUUGUGUGCGAACCAUUCAUCCUUCGUAUUGUUUCUGCUAUUGUUCUGCUAUAGUUGUGUUCAUCGUACUGAAGGAAGAGUAGUUCACUGCACAUUGAAGACGUGCGAAUAAACGUUUUUCAGCUGAG